AUGACUAAAAUUGGAUCACCAUUCCAAGAGGAUCUAAUCGAGUACCUCUCCUACUACAGUAACCCUCUAUCCACAUGGAAGAAACUCAUCGAAUCGACCGAUUUCUCUACAGUAACCGAUCGAUUGAUUUUCUCGACACCCGGAUACCAUACGGAUCCCCAGCAAGUCUCCCGACUCGGUCAUCCGCGUCUUUCGACAAUUCUCUCGCAGAAAUUUCCAUUCGAUCCGAAAUACGAGCACACGGAUCGAUGCACAUUCAUUGCUCAGUGCUCGUCGAUCGGUUCGCUAGGCUCCGCCCCCUCUAGCCUGAAAAACGUCGACCAACUAAUGAUCCGAUCGUGGGAAAUCGGAGUACUCAUCACCGACCCCUCCCGCUUCAACAUUCCAUUCGACUAUCCGUGUGUACCGUACUCCCCGACUGACCGCCCGUUCACUACCGACCAGAAACAUGAACAACCCGAUAUAUUGGGCUGUGUAUGGAAUCCAUGA
This is a messenger RNA of Caenorhabditis remanei, 489 nucleotides long. RefSeq lists its product as uncharacterized. Gene Ontology annotation, biological process: single strand break repair; double-strand break repair. The transcript is spliced from 3 exons. Gene Ontology annotation, molecular function: 3'-tyrosyl-DNA phosphodiesterase activity; single-stranded DNA binding; double-stranded DNA binding. Lineage: Eukaryota; Metazoa; Nematoda; Chromadorea; Rhabditida; Rhabditidae. Gene Ontology annotation, cellular component: nucleus. The record is from RefSeq and is a predicted model, not a curated record. Bases 1 to 489 code for a protein of 162 amino acids.